Molecule: messenger RNA, 204 nt
Organism: Penicillium crustosum
Lineage: Eukaryota; Fungi; Ascomycota; Eurotiomycetes; Eurotiales; Aspergillaceae
Exons: 2
Coding region: 1-204 (67 amino acids)
Source: RefSeq, a predicted model, not a curated record
AUGUCAAGACGCAAGGUGCUGGUACGACUUUGUCUCGAACUUCACGCGAUUGGCCUCUUGCCACUGCUUUCAUCUGAAUCCGUCGAGAUAUUCAAGAUCCUAUUCGACGCAGGCGUAGUUGUGAACACGCGAAUGCGUUCCUUGUGUGGCAGCGCUCUCACCUCUACUGCUACUACCGACCCGCUUAAUCCUAAGAUUCUCUAG